AUGGCUGCUGCGUCCAAGAGGCUGUGGGUGCUGCAGGCAAAACUCUGGGUCAUAGCCCUGGUCACAGCGGUGACGUGCCCCUGGGUCCACCAGCACCCGCGCUACGUGGCGGCCAAGAGGAACAUGCCCGUCCACUUCAUCUGCUACUGCAGUGAGCCUCAGCACACACAGUGGUACAAAAUGCAGGAGGAUAAUGAGCAGCUCUAUGGCCUGGACAGCAACACCUCCCGCUACAGCAUAGAGCGGAAGGACCACUACAUCAACUUUACCAUCUUCAGGAUCGCCUACAAGGACAACGGCAUCUACGUGUGUGACAGGAAAAACCUCACAAAGGCAAAGCAGGCGCACGCAUGUGGGACCGAGCUCCGAGUCAUGAGUCACAGCAACAUCCAGCAGAUCCAGAACAGGAACACCCUGAAAGAUGCUAUCAUCAUCAUUCAGACCAUCCUGCUGGUAGUCUUCAUCAGCGUCCCCUUGCUCUUCUUCCUAGAUAAAGGUGAAGGCAAGGAAAGUCCUGAGGAGGACCACACCUACGAGGGCCUGGAAGUGGAGCAGAUGGCCACCUACGAGGACAUCACUCCUUUCCGGGAUGUGAAGGCCAAAUGGACAGUCGGAGAGCAUCCAGGCGAGGAGUGAGGGCCCCUGCACCCACCACUAUGCAGGCAUCCA
Molecule: messenger RNA, 669 nt
Organism: Tinamus guttatus (white-throated tinamou)
Lineage: Eukaryota; Metazoa; Chordata; Aves; Tinamiformes; Tinamidae
Gene: CD79B
Product: CD79b molecule
Biological process (GO): B cell receptor signaling pathway; B cell differentiation
Cellular component (GO): external side of plasma membrane; B cell receptor complex
Source: RefSeq, a predicted model, not a curated record